Molecule: messenger RNA, 1193 nt
Organism: Capsicum annuum
Lineage: Eukaryota; Viridiplantae; Streptophyta; Magnoliopsida; Solanales; Solanaceae
Product: 2-alkenal reductase (NADP(+)-dependent)-like
Exons: 2
Molecular function (GO): oxidoreductase activity, acting on the CH-CH group of donors, NAD or NADP as acceptor
Source: RefSeq, a predicted model, not a curated record
UCUCUUCACUGACAAAUUUUGUCUUGGUUUGAGACAACAUAAAAAAUAUCUAUGCACUUUGUCAUUAUUGUAAUGUUUCACCUACCUCAUAAAUCUACAGGAAAUGUUCAAAAACCAGAACAAUGAGCUAAGUGGUCUCAGGGGCCGACCAAUGUGCAAUUUUGUAGUGUCUCAGCAUCCAUUAAAUACGAUGCAAAUUCGAUCUAAUUAUAUAAGAAAUGUAUAAAAACUGAUAUAGGAUUUACAAAAGAAUUCUGAAAACUAAGAUGAUAGCUGAGUGCUUUGAUUUCCAGGCGGAAUCUUAAAUCCUGAAUCCACCACUGAUGUGGUCUGAUGAUACCUAACUCAUCAAUAUAUGAAACAACUAUGGCCUUUACAUAUUCAUUAAUUUGAUGUUGCAGCCUGCCCCAUUAAUCUAAUGGACCUUUUCUAAUAAAAACAGUGACUAACUGGUUCAAUAAUGCCUAACUAAUCAGUAUAUAAGGAGCCAUAUAAGCAUCACAUUACAUUCUUCUGCACUUUUUUAUAAGCAUUUCACAUUACAUUCUUCUGCACUUUUUCCUUCCCCUUUCAUAAUAGUACCAAGCCAAAAGGUACCUACAAAGAUGGAAGUUAAGAACAAGUACGUAUCAAUAAAAGCAAACAUAAAUGGUGCACCAGAAGAGUCAGACUUCGAGAUAAAAGUCGAAAACCUCUCACUUACAGUUGAGCCAGAGUCUAAGGUGGUGGUUGUCAAGAACCUGUUUGUAUCGAUUGAUCCUUAUCAGAUAAACCGGAUGAAGAGCCAAAGUUCAUCACAAACAUCGAUAAGUUAUGCAACUGCCAUUACUCCUGGCGAGGUCAUUGACACUUAUGGUGUAGGAAGAGUGUUGGUUUCUCAUCGGCCCGACUUCAAGAAAGGUGACUUGGUAGCUGGGCUACUUACCUGGGGAGAGUACACUGUUGUAAAGGAAGGUUCCCUGUUGAAUAAGUUGGAUCCUAGCCUGGCGUUUCCGUUGUCUUACCAUGUCAGAGUUUUUGGAUUCAGUGGACUUGCUGCCUAUGGUGGAUUCUUCGAAGUGUGUAAGCCGAAGCCAGGGGAGAAAGUUUUCGUGUCUGCUGCUUCUGGUUCAAUAGGACAUUUAGUAGGACAGUAUGCUAAAUUACUGGGAUGUUAUGUUGUUGGCUCUGCUGGUAGCCAAGAAAAGGUAAAU